Molecule: messenger RNA, 264 nt
Organism: Prunus armeniaca (apricot)
Lineage: Eukaryota; Viridiplantae; Streptophyta; Magnoliopsida; Rosales; Rosaceae
Source: the annotation of a GenBank genome assembly
AUGAGAGGCUCAUCUCAUUGGCACCUGUAUGCAGUACAGAGUAACGAGGAGAUGGAGAGGAAGACGACCAUGAAGACUACGCAUCAUAUCGGCGCAGAGUUGGAAGCAGUGUCGAGAGUCGUCGGAUUAGGAAGGAGCUCCAAGAGAUACUGCCUAGUCCCUCCUAGAGGAAGGAUCAAGCGUAGGAUUCUUGCCCUUCUAUUCAAAAGAUUGAAGCUUGCAACCCAACAUUCAUUAAAAUCUGUGAAAGGAUUUAAACGUUAG